AUGUCAUACAACUCUUAUCAGAGCCACCAGCAAGGUGGCAGGAUACAUAAACCACCAUACAACCAACGAGAACCAAGCCUGAACUUUCUGCAAAACAUUGAUCAUCAGCUUGCUAGUCAAGAAAAAAAGCAAGCUUUCAGAAGAACAGUUGAUCAUGGAAACAACAUGACUCGUUGGUUUAUAGAAAAGUCCAUGGGCAUAAAUACACGUCUUCAACAGCCUAUUGGAGUAGUACGACCCGAAAGCUCUUACUUAAUUGAUCUACUUCCUUCAUUAGCAUACUCCUCAAGCUUCAAUCUUGACAGAAGGAAUAAUAAAAACAACUUGGGGGCAUUAGACUUGGCAACAAAGUUGACGCAUUUGAGUUCAAACAAAGUCAAGCAUUCAAUAAAUACUGUAAAAUGGACUCCCGAAGGACGAAGGCUUUUGGUUGCGUCGCAUUCGGGUGAAUUUACUUUAUGGAAUGGAAUGACAUUCAACUUUGAAACUAUUAUGCAAGCCCAUGAAAGCCCCAUUUUGACAAUGAAAUAUUCUAAUAACGACGAAUGGUUGCUAAGUGGAGACCAGAAUGGAACUGUCAAAUAUUGGCAACCUAAUUUCAAUAAUGUCAACAAUAUAACUGCUCAUUCAAAUGGGGUACGAGAUAUUGCAUUUUCUCCAAAUGAUUCUAAAUUCCUAACUUGUGGUGACGACUCAAUGAUAAAGAUAUGGAAUUUCAGUAAUGGCCAAGAAGAAAGGACCUUGACGGGUCACAAUUGGGAAGUGAAAAGUGCUGAUUGGCAUCCUGACUUGGGACUCAUUGUCAGUGGAUCGAAAGAUAAUUUGGUCAAAUUGUGGGAUCCUCGAGCCUCACAAUGUAUUACCACAUUACACGGGUUCAAGCACACAGUGAAUACAACUCGGUUUCAACCAUGCGGGACAAAGAGAUUGUUGGCCUCAGUGUCGCGUGACCGUUCUUGUCGUGUAUUUGAUUUGACUACAAUGAAGGAUAUGUUGGUGAUUCGGGAUUCUGAAACUGAUCUUUCAUGCUGCGCAUGGCAUCCACAUCAUGCAUCAUUGUUGACUACAGCUGCUUUCAAUGGAGCCAUCAACCAUUACUUGCUAAACACUUACAUUCCAGACUCCAACGAUUCAAUACCAAAGAGGGCCAAUACCAGCGUAACUAAUGAAACGAACUCCAUCGAGGCGGCACAUCGUAUUCCUUAUGCACACGAAAAGGCAAUCCAUGCGUUGGAGUAUCACCCCAUGGGGCAUCUUCUUUGUUCAGCUGGAUCGGACAAGACUGCUAGGUUUUGGUCACGCGCAAGACCUAAUGACCCUAUGGCUUGGAAAGAUGCUGUUUACACAGAUGACAAAGUGGGAGCAUGGUACUACACAUUGAACAAUAAUGUGAAUGCUGUCAUGGAGAAUGUAUAA
Messenger RNA from Lodderomyces theae, 1416 nucleotides. Its product is annotated as cleavage polyadenylation factor subunit. NCBI's taxonomy places the organism in Eukaryota, Fungi, Ascomycota, Pichiomycetes, Serinales, Debaryomycetaceae. Gene Ontology annotation, molecular function: protein binding. Gene Ontology annotation, cellular component: mRNA cleavage and polyadenylation specificity factor complex. Bases 1 to 1416 code for a protein of 471 amino acids. The transcript has a single exon. The record is from RefSeq and is a predicted model, not a curated record.